AGGGUGAGCAGCCGUCAUCAGCGAUCAAGACGAUACAUACCGGCCAGAGCUCUACGAGGGGAGCAGAUUGAACUUGAUCAGUUUUGCAGAUGCCUUCGUCGAUCAGGGAGGCUUGCUGGACAUAUCGACAACAGAGACUGUCUUCAACCGAUCGCGUCAAAAGCACGUUAAGCGAAGCAGUGGAGCCUGCCAGGCAGAAGAUGCAGGUGGAGAGAAGGAAACUGGAAAGAAGGACGAGGAUGUUGCUGGGUCAUGUUGUGGCUGUCGACCAGGAAGCGGGAUUGUUUCUCCAGGUAUUAUUCUUGGAUGAGAGUCGAGCUUCUGUGAUGAGAAUAGAAAGAGAAGAAGACAUGAGCGUGGCUCUCAGGCAGCAUGUUAUCAACCGAUCGCCUACUUAAUGGCGGCGCGAUGGCAGUGUGGUGGAUUGAGUCACUGCUUGUGCUGCUUAGUUAUUGCAAGCCAAUAUCAGUCUAGUGUUUUCAUUCAACACACGCGGAAUGUGCCCCCAAGUCCAUUACUAUGUACUUAGUAUGGCUGAAGUACUAUGCCAUGGUGGAGAUAUG
Messenger RNA from Aspergillus saccharolyticus JOP 1030-1, 563 nucleotides. RefSeq lists its product as uncharacterized. The record is from RefSeq and is a predicted model, not a curated record. Lineage: Eukaryota; Fungi; Ascomycota; Eurotiomycetes; Eurotiales; Aspergillaceae. The transcript has a single exon. Bases 90 to 398 code for a protein of 102 amino acids.